Molecule: messenger RNA, 786 nt
Organism: Malassezia sympodialis ATCC 42132
Lineage: Eukaryota; Fungi; Basidiomycota; Malasseziomycetes; Malasseziales; Malasseziaceae
Exons: 3
Coding region: 1-786 (261 amino acids)
Biological process (GO): mRNA 3'-end processing
Cellular component (GO): mRNA cleavage and polyadenylation specificity factor complex
Molecular function (GO): mRNA binding
Source: RefSeq, a predicted model, not a curated record
AUGUCCAAGCGCGGAGGAUCGAAUGUCGUAUUCGAAGUGGGUCGUGUCGUCGAUUUCCGUUUGGUCAGUGACCGGGACCAGGGCAAGUUUAAAGGAUAUGGCUUUUGCGAAUAUGAAGUUCGAAAUCUAAACGACGUUGAGGUCGGUGGAAGACCUUUGCGGCUCGACUUCGCAGAGGUGGAUCCUAUGCUUGAUGGCGGCGACCGCUCCGCUCGUGGCCGCACACCAGCCGGACUUCCUCCGGUUCCCAGUGGCGUCAUGCCACCUCCAGGUGUUCCAUCGACGGAUGUGAUUACGCGCACAAUUGCAUCACUCCCGCCCCAUCAACUGAUCGAUAUCCUCACGCAGAUGAAAUCGCUCACGGCGAACGCUCCUGAACAGGCGCGAAGCUUACUCACUGCGAAUCCCCAACUAGCUUACGCUGUUUUCCAUGCUAUGCUUAUGAUGAAUGUGGUGGAUCCUAUGGUAGUUCGGCGUGUCAUGGGAGAGACUGGCAUUAACUCAAGCAUACCCCCCGCAGCACCGACGGUGCCACCCAUGAUGCCGGCAGGGCCUCCGCCGCCUGCAUCGCAUCCCAUGGCUACUCCGCCUGUAUCUAUACAGCCCGUUCCAGCGCCGAUGGAGCCCAGUGGCCCAAUGCCGGCUCCGCCGCAACCACCCCAGCUGGAUAAUCAGCAGCGUAUGCUGCUUCAACAAGUGUUGCAAUUGACACCCGAACAGAUCAAUGCACUUCCGCCCGAUCAGCGAGCAAGCAUUUUGCAACUCAAGGCCCAAUUUGGUCAUUAG